Molecule: messenger RNA, 1560 nt
Organism: Trichoderma asperellum CBS 433.97
Lineage: Eukaryota; Fungi; Ascomycota; Sordariomycetes; Hypocreales; Hypocreaceae
Cellular component (GO): cytoplasm
Molecular function (GO): zinc ion binding; nucleic acid binding
Source: RefSeq, a predicted model, not a curated record
AUGGGGGCUGAACAGUCCUCAAAUUCGGAAUCGCGCCUUGCCGACGCUGGGGAAACUCAAAGGACAUGCUACUAUGAGCUUCUGGGAGUUGAAAGGACUGCAACUGAUAUUGAAAUAAAAAAAGCAUAUCGCAAGAAGGCCCUAGAACUACACCCGGAUCGCAACUUUAACGAUGUGGAGGCAGCCACUAGAAAGUUUGCCGAUGUUCAGGCCGCCUAUGACAUUUUGUCUGACCCUCAAGAAAGAGCUUGGUACGACUCGCACCGUGAGAGCAUCUUGAGUGGCCAGCAUGACACUAGCGAUGCUUCUUCUGCACCUGCAACGUUUCAUAAUGUCCGCCUCACUACCGCAGAUGAUAUCAUGCGUCUCAUCUCUCGAUUCAACUCCUCUGUCCCUUACACGGAUGACAAAGAUGGGUUCUACUGGAUCGUAAGAGAAACAUUCGAACACCUGGUUUUGGAGGAAGAAGCUGCCGCCGACUAUGAGGGCACUGAGUGCCCUGAAUAUCCCACGUUUGGGUCGUCAAAUAGUAGCUUCGAUACUGUCGUGCGGCCGUUCUAUAACGCCUGGAAUGGCUUUAGUACGAGAAAGUCGUUCAUGUGGGAAGAUAAAUAUCGCCUUUCGGAUGCUCCAGACCGCAGAACCAGACGUUGGAUGGAGAAGGAAAACAAAAAGAUUCGAGAUGACGCUAUUCGAGAAUUUACCGAUGCUGUUCGAUUUCUAGUCUCGUUUGUACGAAAACGAGAUCCUCGCUAUACUCCAAAUUCGCAGAGCGAGGCGGAUCGCCACAAAUCCCUUCGAACUGCUGCUGCUGCCCAAGCCGCGCGAUCACGAGCCGCCAAUAGUCAAAAUUAUUCAUCAUUUGAAGUGCCAGAAUGGGUCCAGCCCAGCGAAGAUAAGGUGGAUGAGCAAGAUUCUGAAUCAGAGGAACCUGAAGCUGAGAUUCUAGAAUGUGUGGCAUGUAACAAAAGAUUCAAAAGCGAAAAGCAGUUUGAAUCCCAUGAACGUAGUAAGAAACACAUCAAGGCUAUUCAAGAGCUACGCCGCCAGAUGAAAAAAGAAACAGCAAAUCUGGACUUAGAUGCAUUAAGGGUCGACAAUACGCCCGAUACGUACUUGAAAGACGACCAGGACUUGCAAACAGUGGAUAUAGAUGCGCAGGAUCAUCAGAUUGACACGGACAUUGAGACUACAUCGCCUUUAACGGAGCAAACAAGUGCACAUGAUGAUGAGCAAGAAGCAUCUACUAAGACAGAGACAUCACCAAGCCAAGAUACAUCAGAAGUGGACUAUAGCGGAGAUCACACGGACAAGGAACUUGACAAGUCGUUUCAAAAGCUAGAUAUCCAGUCCACUAACGGAGAUUCAACAUCAAUUAGUCAUGGAGAACAGAUAUCCGAUUAUUCAUCUAAACAACCCCAGAACGAUUCUGAGGACGUAAAAUCGAAAAGCAAAACAGGAAAGGCCAAACUCAAACGCCAGAAAAAAGCUGCAGCUGCUCUGGCAGCCGAAAAUGAGGUAUCCAAUACAUGCAGUCCAACUGAUUCGAAAACGUACUAA